AUGGCGCCCGCCCCAGGGCCCGCCACGCUGCUGCUGGCGCUGGCCGCCCUCGCCGCCGCCGACCCGGAUAAGACCACGACCACGGCCGAGCCCUGCACCGCAACGUCGACUGUGGGCUUCCACGACCUGCGCAAGGACACGGCCGUCGCGCCCCCAGAGCACGGCGCCAAGCCAAAGUCGGGCGUGCCGACGGCCGACUACUUCGCCCGCGGCUGGGACCACCCGGCAAACUUCACCCUCAACAUCUGCGCCCCCGUCGUCAAGCCGGUCAAGGACGUGGUUGGGCUCGAGGGCUCGGCCGCCUGGAAGAAUGUGAGCGCGCACUACGAGCUGGAGGGCAAGGUGUACUCGCUAGGGCAAGCAUCGUCGGUCCUCACGGCGCGCGGGCGCAAGGUCUCGCUGCAGUACACGGGCGGCUCGCCGUGCGGCGGCGACGCCAAGGCCAGGGACAAGCGGGCGCCGUCGUCGGUGCACUCGGGGGCGGCGCACCAGGGGUUCGACGACGAGGCGGCGGCCGAGGCGGCGCGCCGGGACCGGGUGCGGCAGAGCGAGGCGUCGCGCGAGCGUCGCAAGUCGGCCACGCUGUCCUUCGUGUGCGACCACGACAUGGUGGGCGAGAAGGCGGCCGUGUCGUACAUCGGCAGCUCCCCGGACGGCUGCGCCUACUUCUUCGACGUGCGCUCGUCCCGCGCCUGCGCCGGCGUCGAGCCCCACCCGCCCGGGAGCGUCGGCCCCGGCGGCCUGUUCGCCAUCAUCCUCAUCAUCGCCGUCAUGGUCUACGUCCUCGGUGGCGUCUUCUACCAGCGCACCGUCGCCCACGCCCGCGGCUGGCGCCAGCUUCCAAACUACAGCCUGUGGGCCGGCAUCUGGGAGUUUCUCUCGGACAUGUUUGUCGUCGUCACAUCGUCGUGUUCCCGCUGCCUGCCCGGGCGGCGAGGGUACCGCAUCAUCUCCUCGUCGCCAAACGGCAGGAGUAGGAACAGGGAGGACGAGAACCGCCUCAUCGACCAGCUAGACGAGGAAUGGGAUGACUGA
This is a messenger RNA of Gaeumannomyces tritici R3-111a-1, 1035 nucleotides long. RefSeq lists its product as hypothetical. Lineage: Eukaryota; Fungi; Ascomycota; Sordariomycetes; Magnaporthales; Magnaporthaceae. The record is from RefSeq and is a predicted model, not a curated record. The transcript has 3 exons. The coding region runs from base 1 to 1035 and encodes 344 amino acids. Gene Ontology annotation, biological process: vacuolar transport.